ACCAUCACAACUCGAACUGCUCGCAUAAAGUGUCUAAUUAUGGGCCUCAAAACUUUCUCUGUUGUCACUUUAGUGGUUUUUUGUUUCAGUGYAACUGUUUUUCCAACAAUUGGUUUUCCAAAAUGUGGCCCCGGUGGAUGUCAUGUUAUUGGUGAUUCCACAGACCAAGCUGAUGCAUUAUUCGUCCCAAAUACGGAAAACUGGUCGUAUCAACAGCGUACCGCGGAAAACUCCGAAGAUAAAAAAAARGAAAAGGGAAAAUGCUGUUAUACCAUGGGCGAUUCACCCAAUGAUCGUGAAAACUCCAGAACUCUUUAUACGUUUAAAAGAGGAAAGAUAGCAAGAAGGCUGUUUAAAAGAAAGUAAAAACUUUGAUGGCGUUCACCAUCAGAAGCCGCGGAAAGAUGAUCUUGCAGAUUGAAAACAACACCCAAAAAGUAUCAAUAGUUAUUAAGAUUGUAAAUCAAAAGUUCAUUGUUAAUAUAUAUAGUUAUUCAAUAAAGUGUGCUUUGUAUAUUGUAAAA
Molecule: messenger RNA, 524 nt
Organism: Exaiptasia diaphana
Lineage: Eukaryota; Metazoa; Cnidaria; Anthozoa; Actiniaria; Aiptasiidae
Exons: 2
Coding region: 40-366 (108 amino acids)
Source: RefSeq, a predicted model, not a curated record